GUCUUCUUGUCAAAAAGAUUGCAUUAGACCACAGCCAAAUAAACAAAGAUGAGGUCACAUACCGUGUCUUUCAUACUUCUCCUAGCAAUAACUGGAGCCCAGGCCAGAGCAUAUGGGCGAGGGAGAGGCAAUAGACCUAAUGGUAUGCCAGGCAAUGGUAUGCCAGGCGGAAACAUGAUGGGAAUGCCGGGAAAUGGUAUGCCAGGCAAUGGUAUGCCAGGCGGAAACAUGAUGGGUAUGCCAGGAAAUGGUAUGCCAGGCAAGAGUAUGCCAGGCGGAAACAUGAUGGGUAUGCCAGGAAAUGGUAUGCCAGGCAAGGGUAUGCCAGGCGGAAACAUGAUGGGUAUGCCAGGAAAUGGUAUGCCAGGCAAGGGUAUGCCAGGCGGAAACAUGAUGGGUAUGCCAGGAAAUGGUAUGCCAGGCAAGGGUAUGCCAGGCGGAAACAUGAUGGGUAUGCCAGGAAAUGGUAUGCCAGGCAAUGGUAUGCCAGGCGGAAACAUGAUGGGAAUGAUGGGUAUGCCAGGAAAUGGUAUGCCAGGCGGAAACAUAAUGGGAAUGAUGGGUAUGGCGCCUGCCCCAGCCCCGGAAAUGAUGCCUAAUACGAUGAUACAAGGUAUGCCAGGACCCAUGGCACCGGCACCUGAACCUGCUCCUGGAAGGAUGCCUAAUGGUAUGAUGCCAGCGCCUUCUUCUCCUGGUAUGAUGCCUAAUGGUAUGAUGCCAGCACCUUCAUCGCCUGGUAUGAUGCCAGGAGCUCCAAUGCCUGAACCUGCCCCUGGAAUGAUGCCUAAUGGUAUGAUGCCAGCACCUUCAUCACCUGGUAUGAUGCCUAAUGGUAUGAUGUCUAAUGUCAUGAUGCCAGCACCUUCAUCGCCUGAUAUGAUGCCAGGAGCUCCAAUGCCUGAACCUGCCCCUGGAAGGAUGCCUGGUUCUAUGAUGCUUCCCUCACCUGGAAUGAUGCCUUCCUCAUCUGGAAUGAUGCCUAAUGGUAUGAUGCCAGCACCUGAACCGGCACCUGGAAUGCCUGGUUCUAUGAUGUCUGCGCCUGCCCCUGGAAUGAUGCCCGGUUCUAUGAUGCCAGCGCCUUCAUCACCUGGUAUGAUGCCUAAUGCUAUGAUGCCAGCAUCUGCUCCAGCCCCUAGAAUGAUGUCUAAUGCAAUGAUGCCAGCACCUUCAUCACCUGGUAUGAUGCCAGGAGCCCCAAUGCCUGAACCUGUCCCUGGAAGGAUGCCUGGUUCAAUGAUGCUUCCCUCACCUGGAAUGAUGCCUUCCUCACCUGGAAUGAUGCCUAAUGGUAUGAUGCCAGCACCUGAACCGGCACCUGGAAUGCCUGGUUCUAUGAUGUCUGCGCCUGCCCCUGGAAUGAUGCCCGGUUCUAUGAUACCAGCUCCUUCUUCACUUGGUAUGAUGACAGGAGCCCCGAUGCCAGCACCUGAACCUGGAAUGCCGUCUAACGGAAUGCCAGCAGGUAUGUCAGGUGGAGGAAUGAUGCCAGCAGGAGGAAAUAUGCCUGGUGGAGGAAUGAUGCCAGGUGGAGGAAUGAUGCCAGCUGGAGGAAUGAUGCCAGGUGGAGGAAUGAUGCCAGCUGGAGGAAUGAUGCCAGGUGGAGGAAUGAUGCGAGCUGGAGGAAAGAUGUCAGCUGGAGGAAUGAUGCCAGCUGGAGGAAUGAUGCCAGCGGGAGGAAGAGGAAUGAUGCCAGCUGGAGGAAUGAUGCCAGCUGGAGGAAUGAUGCCAGCUGGAGGAAAAAUGCCAGAAGCUGAGGGAAUGAUGCCAGCAGGUAUGAUGCCAGCGGGUAUGAUGCCACCUGCUGAGGGCAUGAUGCCUGUGCCUAUGCAGUCUGGAGGUAAAAUGGGUGCUGGUAUGAAUAGCGGUAUGGGCGCCGGUAUGAAUGGCGGUAUGGGUGCUGCCAUGGGUGGUGCAAAGGGAGGUGAAGCAGCGAUGCCAUCUCCACCUCAGCCAACAGAGGCUCCACAGCCUGGAGAAAUUGAAGGUGGUGAAAUAGAAGGUGUAGCAGCUGCUGGAGCUGGUAGUGCUGGGCCUAAAAUGAUGGUUAUGGUAGGAGGAGGUUCAAAUGGUGCAGUUAUGUCAUCUGGAGGAAGUGGCGCUGGCGCUGCUGAUAUGAUGAUCAUGGGUCCUGGUAUGGGAGGAGGAAAAAUGAUGAAACCAAGCAUGGGUGGUAUGGGAGGAAUGGGUGGUAUGGGAGGAAUGGGUGGUAUGGGAGGAAUGGCGAUGUCACCUAUGGAUAUGGGUAUGAUGAUGGCAGCUGCUUCUAUGAUGAGUGGGAUGGGAGGAAUGAACGCAGGCAAUAAAGGUUCAAUGAUGGCACCUACACCCAAAAUGAUGAUGCCAACUGCAAAUAUGAUGAUGCCAGCCCCAGGAAUGAUGAUGAUGCCACAAGCAAAUAUGAUGAUGUCAGCCCCAGGAAUGAUGAUGCCACCUGCAAAAAUGAUGAUGCCAGCCCAAGAAAUGAUGAUGAUGCCACCUGCAAAAAUGAUGAUGCCAUCUGCAAAAAUGAUGAUGCCAGCCGCUGAAAUGAUGAUGCCAUCUGGUAUGGGUACAGGGAUGAUGGGAAUGGGAGGAAUGAUGCGCAAUAGAAAUAAUGCAGGUUCUAAAAUCAAAUAUUGGUAAUGAAAAAUGCAUUUAUAAAUCAAAGAAGACAAUGAAAAUUGAAUUUUGUUAUUUUUAAAUUAAAAUAAUAUGUAUAUAAUUUACAUACUGCAUUUUAAGUCAAU
Molecule: messenger RNA, 2732 nt
Organism: Ostrea edulis (European flat oyster)
Lineage: Eukaryota; Metazoa; Mollusca; Bivalvia; Ostreida; Ostreidae
Product: collagen alpha-2(IV) chain-like
Exons: 5
Coding region: 49-2628 (859 amino acids)
Source: RefSeq, a predicted model, not a curated record